AUGGCCUUCCCCUUCAGCAUAACCGAGCACACGAUUCCAACGCAGCACAUCCGCGAGCACCCGCGCGCCACAGCGCACUCGCAAGAGGACGUGCUGCACCUGCACAUCAAGCAAUACACGCCCCUCGACAACCCCAACCCGCAGCCGGGCGACGUGACCAUCAUCGGCGCGCACGCCAACGGGUUCCCCAAGGAGCUCUACGAGGCGCUGUGGGCGGACCUGCACGCCUUAUCACACAAGCACGGGUUCCGCAUCCGCGGCAUCUGGAUCGCCGACGUCGCCAACCAGGGGUACAGCGGGACGCUGAACGAGGGGAGCCUAGGCAACGACCCAUGCUGGCACGACCACGCGCGCGACCUGCUUCACAUGACCAACGUCUUCCGCGCCGCGAUGCCGCGCCCCCUCGUCGGCGUCGGCCACUCGUUCGGGGGCAACAUACUAACACAGCUCGCGCUGCUGCACCCGCGCCUGCUGACGACCCUGAUCCUGCUCGACCCCGUCAUCGUGCAAUUCGGCUUCGACCGCAGCGGCCCGGGAAGCAGCCCGACGCAAUCGUCCACCUUCCGGCGGGAGACGUGGCCGAGCCGCCAGGCCGCCGCCGAGGCCUUCGCGCGCUCGCCUUUUUAUAAAUCCUGGGACCCGCGCGUGCUGGCGGCGUGGAACGCGCACGCCAUCCGGGACACGCCAACGCCCCUAUUCCCGAACACCAACACCCAACAGGACAGCGCCGGCGCCACCCUCCGCACAACCAAACACCAAGAAGUCUUCACCUUCUUCCGCCCCCUCUGGCCGCACGUCCUCCCCGACGGCAGCGUAGACCCGGACCGCGCGCCCGACUUCGACCCAACCCAUCUCCCCCAUAUCGACCCGCAUAACCCCUACCCCUUCUACCGCAGCGAGGGCGCCAUCGUGCUGCGCCGGCUCCCCGAGGUGCGGCCCAGCGUCCUCUGGGUCUACGGCGGCACCAGCGACCUCAGCCCGCCCGCGGGGCGCGCGCACAAGCUGGCCGUCACGGGCACCGGGCCCGGCGGCAGCGGCGGGGCCGCGAGGGGAGGCCGCGUCGCCGAGGUCGUCGUCGAGGUCAGGGGCCACCUGUUCCCCAUGGAGGUCCCCGCGCAGACCGCCGCGCACGCCGCGGCCUGGAUCGGCCGCGAGAUGGAGCGGUGGCGGGGCUUCGAGCGCGAGUACGACGACUGGGUCAGGCUGCCCAUGCGCGAGAAGUCGACGCUGAGCGAGGAGGUCAUGGAGAAGGUCGGGAGGCCGCCGGCGCGGCGGCCGAAGAAGGCCAAGGGCACGGAUGGGGAGCCGAAGCUGUGA
This is a messenger RNA of Anthostomella pinea, 1317 nucleotides long. Lineage: Eukaryota; Fungi; Ascomycota; Sordariomycetes; Xylariales; Xylariaceae. The record is from the annotation of a GenBank genome assembly.